AUGGGGCUUACUCACUACCAUGACCAGCGCGCCGACAUUGGCCAAGGUGCUUCUUCAAUUUCUCAAAAGAUGGCCUCUUCAUCAUCCCACAUCUUUCGCCGACUAGCCAGGAGAGAAAACUGCAAGGACGACAACAGCUGCGCACAAUCAUCCGUUUCUAAUAGUCUGGUCCUCCCUAUCGUAGUCGCCAUCAUAAACAUGAAGAAACAGAUGUUGGAGGAUGCCCACGACCCUCACAAGAGCCUGGACUUCGGACUGGGAGAUGAGGGCGGUGCCAAGAAGUCUGCCCGCCGAAGUAUCUUUAUGGGAGGGGGUGAGAAGACCCUCGCUCAUAAACCCAGUCAGCUGUCGAUGGAUAUGAACCUCUCAUCGCCUUACUUGUUGCCUCCGGGCCUCCAGGAAUCGCGCGAGUCGCUCAACUCUCUGGCUAAGUCGUUGGGAAAUGAUAAUCAGGACCCUUACCAGUAUGUUGCAGCCAUUACGCAAAGCGAGACCGGCUCAUUGCGAUCCUUCAAUCCCAAGGAUUCCCAUUCGCGCAAUACUAAAUUUAACAGUCCCCGUAACUCGGGUAAACCUGGAAGUCUCAAGAUGCCUCCGUCGCGCAUGAACUCCCUGCCUGAGACACCAGUCUCAGCAACUGAAUCCAGAGUUGAUCCUUUCGGCACUCCCAAGAUGCCUGCGCCAGCUCACCCAGCCAAGUCUCCUUUUGAUUCUGAGAAGGAUGCCUUCCACCCUGCUCCUAUCGUUCCUGAGAUCGGAGUGGUUUCCGACUUUGAUGAGAAGAAUGCCGUACCCUCUGUUCAACAACCUCCUAUCGCGCGAUCCAAGACACCCGAUUUCGAGUUGCCCAACUUCUCACAGGAGCCUGCUACCGACUUCCCUCUGCCUCCUGCUCGUGAGCACGAGGCAACUGGUCUGGGUUUGAACUUCUCUCUUCCUCAGCCCAAGUCUCCAACCGUCUCUUCUCCCGAAGCUCCGAAAUCCGCUCCUCUUGCUCCUAACCGACAGAGUGAAGUUUCCGACUAUGCUGCCGCUGACAUUUCAAGCUACUAUGAGGACCAUGAUGAUGACGCCCGCGGUGGUGCUCCCGCUGCUGCUCCCGCUCCCCGUGCCGCCCCCAAGUACUAUGAGGAUUAUGAUCAAGGAUAUAUGGGUGGUGACCAAGCCUACUUCGACCCUGAGACAAACGCAUUCGUCAUGCCCUACGCCCAGCCUGUUACUCGCCGUGCCAUGACACCUCCUCCAGCAGGCCGCCGUCCUGGCCCCGGUCGCCCAGGUCCCCGCCCUCGUGGCCCUAACGGCUCUAUCGGUGGCAUGAGCUUCCACAGCGGUCCUGGAGGACGAUCUCGUGCUGGCUCUGCCCUUGGUCCUCGCCCUGACUCUUCGGCCUCCGCCAGAAUGCGACAGCCUCCCAUGAAGAGGAUGCCUCCUCCUGCGCCUCUGACCACUCUGCCCACUCCCUCAAAGCUUCGAGAUGACAACUCUUUCCUCAUCAACGCCGCAGACUUUGCUCCUCCUAGCAACAUUCGCGACACAGCAGCCGGCCGUUCUCAAAGCCCCUUCGGCGAGAGACGUGCUUACUCUCCCUCUGUUCCUGCUGCUCAGACUCUGGUCUCGCCCUUUGAGGAGCUCUCUGCCCUUCCCAGCCCUCAUUCCCUCCGCAAGUCUAGUACCUUCACUGGUCUCGACUUUGCGCCUCCCAAGAGGUUCAAGGAUUCCGACAACAUGAGCGAUGCCGGAAGUAUCAGGAGUAACCGCAGUGGCAUGUCUCAAGCCCAGCUUGGAGCCAUCCGCAACGGAGCUGGACGUGUCAGCCGACUGCCCGGCGACCAAGUGUUCACCGCUGAUGCACUACAAGACACGCUGAAGCCAUCUUGGGGAAUCCGACCUUGA
Messenger RNA from Fusarium graminearum PH-1, 1893 nucleotides. RefSeq lists its product as uncharacterized. The record is from RefSeq and is a predicted model, not a curated record. NCBI's taxonomy places the organism in Eukaryota, Fungi, Ascomycota, Sordariomycetes, Hypocreales, Nectriaceae. Bases 1 to 1893 code for a protein of 630 amino acids. The transcript has 4 exons.